Messenger RNA from Ruditapes philippinarum (Manila clam), 5218 nucleotides. Its product is annotated as fibrocystin-L-like. The transcript has 18 exons. The coding region runs from base 3 to 4238 and encodes 1411 amino acids. The record is from RefSeq and is a predicted model, not a curated record. NCBI's taxonomy places the organism in Eukaryota, Metazoa, Mollusca, Bivalvia, Venerida, Veneridae.
CGAUGGACGUUCCCGAAUUUCCGGAUUGGUUUUCUGUAGAAGAUGAUAGAUUAAAUGCAUCUUUAGUACCUAUCAAACACUCAGACGGCUCAUUUGGGGACUGGCAUUGGGACAAUUUUAACAAAGAAAUCACAUUUUUAGUAAAUAGUCGUACGUCGUCUGGUUCCAACACUGGCUUGAAUACCAAAGAUGUGUUAAUCAACUUCCGGAUAUAUAAGUGUUUCUAUAAAGACUGUAAGCUUCCCCCGGAUCCUAAUAAAACGCCACCGUUACAAUUUUCACCGCCAGUUUUCUUUUACUGGCAUGACUGGAGAAUAUGGAAGCUAGAACUAGACGGGUAUAUGACCAACAGUGCCAAAAAUGGCACGAGAGUGCCGAAGGAUUUUGAACACGUUAAAAUUUUACCAAAUACUUGGGUAAAAGUAAACUUAACAGACAUUUGCAGACUUAAAACAUUGCUUUUGUUUGGCGGCCUUGAAUUUAUAAAUUCUCCGGAAGCAGUUUAUACAAUUGAAGUUGAAGUUAUAAUCAUAAAAGGAGGAGGAAUGUUAGUCAUAGGAUGGCCUAGAGAUCCGUUUCUUGGACAUGCUAGUAUCUUUCUUUAUGAAAACAAUUUACCAUCACCCUUUAUUCCGGGAACUGGAGCAAAUCUAGAAAGGAAAUGUAUUGGUGUUUUUGGAGGAUUGCAACUUAUCGGGAAAAGUAAAGGAUUGUCUUGGACGUACUUAAAUAGAACUGUAUAUCCAGGGACGAAAAAAUUGUUUUUUUCAGAAAACAAAUGCAAUGGGCAAAAGGGGGAUGAAAUUUUUCAUAAAAAUCCCAAACCCCGGCCGUCUUCAGUAAAUAAUUGUUCAUUUCACAGUGGUUUAGGCACAGCUGUGGGUGUGAUCGGUAUCAAUAAUAUCAGCGUAACCAAUAACGUAUUAUAUAACAACAAAGGGAAAGGAAUACUUUCGGCAUCUACUAAUACUAAAAUUGUACACAACCUUGUUGUCAAAACAACAUACAUUGGGAUUGAAGCAAUCCAUGCAGAGAAUCUUACUCUAAAAAAUAACCUUGUUUCAUCCUCGGAACGUAUUGGCUAUCAAGUACCGCCUCUAGAAUGCAAGGAAACUAAAGAUAUGUAUGCGAACAACAAAAUAUACUCAAACUAUCAAGGGGCUGUAAUUUCUCCAAGAUUUUAUAGGCAAUCAGAGUGUAAUAAAGUAACUGGCUUUUUGGGCUGGAAAAAUUCAAAUUUUGGACUUAUGUUUGAUGGCAACACUAAUGCAGUCUUUCAACAAAACAUUCUAAUUGAAAACCAAAUAGGUAUAACUGCAAAACUUGCUAGACAUCAACCAAUCUGUGACGUGUUUCUAAAUAUUUCUGUUACUGUUAGGAACACGACAUUUGUAGGACAGACUUCAUCUUUUGACUGUGGGGAUAUGGUAUGGGUUCGAUUAAAUGGACUAGCCAAGUCUGUAAGUGGGAUGUCUGGAAUUGUGUUUCCAGAGUAUACGUCUGCUGUUGGAUUGACUAAAAUGGAAAAUGUAACGUUUGCUAAAUAUAACCAUUCCAUUUGCCAGAAGAAUUACGCUUUAAGAACGAAUCUUGGUAUAAAUGAGCUUCAACGUCCAAUUUAUUCUGAAAGAAUAAAAUUGUUCGAUGUAGAUCAUGCAAACAAGGUCUUCUUCCAAAGAACUGAAAGGCUUGUUUCAUACAACUGCUAUUCAAUUGACUGUGAUGUCUUUCGGUUGGCGUUUCUGAAAGACCUAGAUGGAACGUUUCUUGGACAUAAUGGAACUGUCAUUCCAAAAUCAGAGUACAAAGACAUUGAUUACAACAACAAAAUUCCAAGAGAAAUGAUAACGAUGAUAAAUGGGACAAGGAUACCUUUAGAAGACAUAGCUCCUAACAAAGGUGUUGUAAGAAACAGCAAUUGCAGUUACCGUUUCUAUUGGCAAGCAUACGAGUGCAAUGAUGACAUGGGCUAUACUAUGCUUCUUAUAAAAAAUAUGGACAAAAAUGCAAAGUAUCGUCAAAUUUCACCAUUAGCUUUAUUAAGCGAAGGAUUUCUAGAUCUGUUAGACGUUCCCUUAGACAAUGGCCACUGUUCUCAACAUAUAUGCAGAAGGAAGAACAAUUUAUUUAACAUUCUUGUAGCAACAGGCAAAUCAUACUUGUUGCAUUUCACAAGAACAACACCUAGACACAUACAUUACCAACUUAUGAACGUCAGUCCAAAUGAAGGAAUAAAGCUAACAGUCUGGUAUUCCCAACCAAAUAGACUUGAUGUAUUUGUCAAUGGAAGGUUCAAGAUUUCUACCAAUGCACGUAUUGAUGACAGGGGCAGAUAUAUAAUAUCGAUGCCGCAAGGAGACGAAUUCGAGCCCUAUCUAGAAGAUAAAAGUGGGUCAAAUUAUUUUGAUAGAAAUCGCGGAGAGAUUACUCUAAUAGUGAAAGGCCAAGAAGAUAUUGAUGUCGUUUCACAGGAAACAAUCAUCGUGUCAUUUGGAUUACCCGCAUUAACGAGCACAGAACUGUUCGGUGAAAAUAUUGUUGAAUAUUUGGCAGCAUUCCUAGACAUUCCUUUAACUAAGAUACGAGUAGUCAAUAUAGUCAGGGAAUCUGGAAAUAAAAGAAGAAAGAGAUCUGAAAACGAUGGAAGUAUUAUAAUAGAAAUUGGAGAUGAACCUAAACUAGAACUAAAUUCGACCCUGGAUGAUUCGGUGAGCUACGCGACUCAAACCGAGCUUUUGUCGCUUAUAGUUAAUGAGUGUCAGCUAGGAAAUAUCUCUAAUAUUCUGAAAGGAAACGUUGAAUGCGGGAAAAUAGAAUUAUCUUCACAUGACUAUGAAAUUGGCUCUUUUGUCUAUAGUAGUCAAAGCCCGAGUUAUCUUUAUUCCUACGAUGAGCCAGAAUCAGAAUAUGAGGGUGUUUUGUUGAAAACGCAGCCAAAGAUAAGAGCAAUAGACAUUAAUGGUUUAAAUGUAACUGAUCUCGGAACGUUGGAAUACCCCUGGCAAAUGACUGUUGCAAUAAAGAAAGGUUCUGGAAAUGACUUGGCGGUUCUAAGUGGCGCGCUAACCGUCAAUUGUUCUCAAGGGUGGUUCAAUUUUACUGAUCUUGCCAUAUCACACAGUGGACAAAACUACACUCUUGAAUUUAGAGUGGUCUAUCCAGAACAAGCGAAACGUUUCUCUCUGGAAUCAAGGUCAUUUAAUGUUACAGGAAGGCCACUGAAAAUACAUGUCUACAAUCAAAAUCAAUCAUCAGAUGAAAUAUAUGCAUAUGAUCAGUUUGACAUUAUACUUGGACUUGUUGAUUUCAACACAAAUGACGAUAUUACUAAUAUCACUUGGAGGGGUCAUACUUGGACGUGUGAAGUCGAUAUGAUACGACCAUCGGUGUACGCAGACCUAACAGGAAUUCUUAAUACGCCAUUUGAUGUCGGAACUGGCAGAGCGUCAUUCUAUAAUCUGUCUGUAACAGGGUACGGUCUGUAUUUUCUACAGAUCACGGUUGUAUCUAAUCCACAAGAAUAUAUCCUGACAUAUAAUUGGAGAGUACAGAUAAAGGAUCCUAGACACGUCAAUAUGACUGUGGAAGAAACUUCACUGGUCCAAAUAAAAUUUGAUGCCACUUUCAACGACGUCUUUAAUACAACGGACGAAGUUGAUGCAUUUGUACAGACGUUCCUUACAGAGUACGGACACGUUUAUCACCAAGUUUCAAUCGUAGAAGGAAUUGCGUUUGAAGGUAGUAUUGGUGUUGAGUUUGUCAUUGCUGGCUCAAAAGAAAACGUAAAAUUCAUGCUUUCCGACCUUUGUGAGGAGAUAAAAAACGGGACGCUGUUCCACUAUGACGGCCAUAAUUUGACAUUAUUACCGUUUAUGACAGUGAACAGUAGGACGUUUUAUGGAGUAGAAUGUGGCGAUAAACCAAGUAGCGAAAGAAAUAUGAUCCAAUUAUGGCUUUUCAUCAUCGCCGGUUCAACACUGGGUUUGAUUAUAGCAAUUAUUGUCGUGACAUGUGUCAUUUGUAAAUGCUAUUUGAAACCAAAUAGGACAAAAAUUCAAGUAAUGAAUUCAAAUCGCAAGAUAAAAGAACUGUUAUCGGCUGGAGAUCUUAUCGGAGACAAAAAUACGUUUUGUAGAGAAAAUCUUAAAUCAAAUGCUGCAGAAGUCGAAAGUCAAAAGCAACCUGAACGUGAGCUUUCUGAUUUCUCUCUUAAUAUUGUUAACUUCGGAGAACAAUAAAUGGUUGUUACUGGUUUCAAAGAAAGAUGUUGGAAAAGUUUGACCAUGCACGGAAAUUAUAAACAUUUAUAAAAAUUACGUAUAAAAAGCACGACAUAAAAUUAGACGUUUAUCUAUAUGUGAAGCAAAUAUUUAUUUGUUAGUAUAUUGUAUUUACUUAUUUUACCUUUUAUAUUAUGUUUUUUUUUCUUUGUUGAUUCAGUGUUUUUUUUUCAUUUGAGAGCAAUCACAACAAGGGUGUUUAUAUUUCGCCUGCUUUAAUGCACUGUUUUAUAAAGUUAAUCCUAUUAAUUAGAAUGUUACCCUUUCCUUUUGUUAAGUUUAUAUCAAAGAUGCUGUGAUAUAAUGUUCCUUUCCCUUUUUAUGUUAUUUAUUUAUAUGUGUAUCCUUAUUUCUUUUUUAAGUAUUACUAAAGUUUAGUUCAACGACGACGAUCAGAAUUCGUCUGAAUUUAUUUGACUUUGCUUUUUUGAAAUUUACAAGCAACGACGGUGAAAUGGUAUUACCUGACUUAAGCUAAUUUUGUAUGAUUGAAAUGUGGUGAAAAGGUUUUAUUAUAUUUAAUUAUACAUUUUUUAUAGUCCAUUUACUAAGCAAUAUAUCUAAAUUAUUUCAAACACGAGAUUAGACGCAAAUACGUACAUACUUAAAACAAAAAUUAGAGGAUGAAAUUAAAGAUUAAAAAAUGUGUAUACAAUUUCCAGAUACGAAAAUUAUGAUUUUUUUUUAAGAUUUAGACAUUAUGUGUACGUGUAAUAUAUUUUCAUUACUUUAGGCAUUUUAUUAUUUUUUGUUGACAUGUACGAACUUAAUAUAUUUUCAUUGGACCUUCUAGUUAUAACUAAUGCCCGUGCAGCAUUUGCGUCUGCAGUUUAAAUGGAUUCAGGUUUUAUAUAAGCAAAUAAUUACUAAGAAGGAAUUAAGACACAUGGCGUGAAAAAGCAGCACGUUUUAUUGAAAUGAUAAUAAUAAUAAUAAUA